Molecule: messenger RNA, 924 nt
Organism: Ipomoea nil (Japanese morning glory)
Lineage: Eukaryota; Viridiplantae; Streptophyta; Magnoliopsida; Solanales; Convolvulaceae
Exons: 3
Coding region: 1-924 (307 amino acids)
Biological process (GO): defense response
Source: RefSeq, a predicted model, not a curated record
AUGGACUCACCAGCAGCCUCUGAUGGUGUUCUCUUUCUAGGGAUUUGGGGGAUCAAUAGUAACACUACCACUACAUUGAUGAGGAGAGUUUCUAACAUGUUCUCCGACCAUUUCGAGAAUGUGUGUUUGAUACAAGUGAAAAGUUUGAGGAAACGAGGAAUGGUUUCACUUCAAAAACAGUUACUAGAGAAAGUUAGUAUGAAUCGGAAUUUGAAUGUUGUGAAUGUGGUUCGAGGAAUGAGUAUGAUAAUAAAGCAAAGGCUUUGUUUGAAGAGGGUUCUUGUCAUCCUUGAAGGUGUUGAUACUUUACAUCAAUUACGUGCAUUGGUUGGAUCGCGUGAUUGGUUUGGUUCUGGAAGGGAUGUAGUUGGUCCUUUUUCUGUUUUCCUUUUCCAUAAUGGAGUAAUAAAUAGGGUAGGUGAGGUUAAAUAUAUGGGUAGUGAUGUAGAAGUUUAUGACAGAAUGGAAGCUAGGGAAAUUUGUUUUCAAGUGUUGAAGGAUAUGAUUAAAAAUUUAGGGUAUUGUGAAGUAGGAACACUAAUAUAUUGCCUUUCCAAUGGUGGUUUGAAGUUGCUACAAUCUGACAUGGAUGUAAUAAAAAUAUUGAAUGAGGAGAACCCAGGCAAUAUGUUGGAGUUUUGGGUUGAAACAAUGGAUGAGGUGGACUUGAUUGAUGUUGAAAUGGAAGUAGAAGAGCAGGUUGCAGAACAACAGAAGGUUGCAGAACACCAGAAGGCUACAAAUUUAGCACAAGAAGCUAGAACUGUGGAUGAUGCUUGUGUGGAAAUUAGGAAAAAAAAAUGUAAGACAAAUGAUGAGGUGGAAAUUAAGUUUUCAGAUGAGGAGUCAAUUGUUGAUUCUGAUAGUGAUGUUGAGGGUAAGUGGCCUAUAUUUAGAGCUGCAACAGACAUGAAGGAUCCCUAG